AUGUUUCUCUUCAUUUCAACAGCUAUUUGCUCAAGCUUUGACUACUGUUAUUCAAAGGAUACAAGCCAGUGUCCUUCGUCAUCUGAGCGUUUCGUUUCAUAUGAUAGUUUAGUUGAAAAAGUUAAAGAAAAACAAAAAGAAGCUUCAUCAUUUUCAAUCACGAUCAUUCUAUCUACAUCAGAAGACAUCACAUUUGACUUUUCGAACGCUCCCAAUACAACAUCGUUCACAUUCCAGUCAAAUCAACUAACAUAUGGAAUCAAGUUCAAAAACACGCGUCCAUUUACAUUAAAUCUUCGCAAUAUCAAAGCAACAUUCGAAGGCAGUCAAUUAUAUACAUUCCAAACCCUUGAUAUCGAUACAAAAUCUGAAAUUAAUUUUCCAAAAGAUUCCGCACUCAAGUGCCAGACACUCAUUUGCACACUCUCAUUACUAGAAUCAUUGGCUAGCUACGAUGCAUCUAAACAAUUAACCAUUUUAAUUGAAAAUUCACCAUCAAAUUCAUUCACUACACCUAAAACCAUUUUAUACGUCAAAUUAGUCACAAAUGUCAAAUUAGGUAUCAAAACAGUGGAUUCUGCGACUACAGUUACAUUUCCAAACGAAAAACAAAUAAUCAUUCCUUUCAUUACAACGAAAUACAAGUCACCAAGUGCUACAACUAUUGAAGUUCGUGCAGAUUCAACAUACGACGCUGACUACUGCAAUAUGUUCAUGGAAAUUCCAGAAUUAGUUUUACAAAUUUAUAAUUCAAAAGUUACAGUUAACCAACACAGAAAAGACAUCAUUGCCCGAUUAAUUGUUGACUUACAUGAUGAUGGCAAGAUCGAAUCUGACAAAUACCUUGACAUUUACAAAAUCCUUUGUUCUUCCAAAGGAACAUCGGUCACAGCACCAUAUUUACAAGUUCCUGGUUCAUGGAAGAUGUUCAACAACUCAGAAGUAAACUUAAAUGCCAAAGAAAACUACAUUGAUGAAAUUUAUUUUUACGGAAAUUGUAAAAUCAACUCAGAUUUCGGUAUUUACACAAAAAUGAUUGAUACUUAUAGGAAUGACAAAGAUACAGAACAAAUUAUUAACUCAGAUGUUUAUAUUUUAGGUUACAUUUCAUAUGGACAAUCAAAAGUAUCAGUUAAAGGAAUUUAUCUAGAACAAGGUGCAUUUUUACAAUGUGUUUGUAUCAAUGGAGAAGUAACACCUCUUAAAGUAACAAAAGCGGAAUCCCUAAACAUUUCUUUCUGUACAGAUCCAAGUCUCGAAACAAAAGAAAAAGAAGCAUUAUUUGACAAAUUAUAUAUUGAAGAAAAAAACAAAUUUAAUGUCAUUGAAUCAGAUGCAGACAUCAAAAUCAAUAUAAUUCCUAAUACUGUUCUUGGUACAGAAUUACCUUUCUUCCAAAUUAGUGCUGUAUUCUUACUCAAAAAAGCAAAACCAUAUUAUACAAUAGCUUAUUUCGAUUCUCCAAUGAGUUACAAUUUGAGAUUAUGUUAUGGAGGAGAAAUAAAUAAUACAAGAUGUUCUCUUCUUCCUCGUUUUUAUUCAAAGGAAUACAAUGAUGAUUGGAAGAAACAAGUUAAAGCAUAUACAACACAAGUAUAUAUCUAUUUCUAUGAUGAUGAUAAAGAAUACACAAUUGAUGCAUCAGAUAUCAAAUUUGGUGCUGAAUUAGUUUUGACAAUUCCUGAAAAAUCUAAAUUAAUUUUGAAUUCUUCAAAAGAAACAGCAAUUUCUGGAUUAGGUUUAAUGAAUGGAACUGCAAAAGUUAACUUGGAUAAUUUCAAUAAACUCAGUAAUAAAAUGAUCAUUGAAAAUGCACAAGUUGAUUUCGUUAACAGCGAAAAACUUGGAAAACUUUCUGCUGUAUCUGUUUCUGGUUCCGUUGUUUCUUUUGACAAAAAAGUUUAUUUUUCAGGAAAAUCUUAUCAUUUCGAAACUUCUAAAAUAACAGGAGAUUUGGACUUCUCAAAGGCACAAAAGUUACAAGUUGACAUUAAUGCAUUAAACAUCUUUGAUCCUAAUCCACAAAAUCUUAAAAUUUAUUUGACAAAAGAUGUUGAAAAAAUCGAUUUACAACAUAACAAAUUAGAGUUUACAUUGUCAAAUAAAGAAAAAGUGACAGUUAAAGCAAUUCAUUCGAGAACGAUUGCUGUUGAUGGAUUACCUAUUAAGACGUUAACUCUUUCAUGUUCAGGAACUGACGAGAAACAAAUUCCAAGGUUGGAAUUCAUUGCUCUCUGGAAUUAUAACAUUGUUGGAGAAUGGCCACAAACAGAGUUACCUCUUGUUUUUGCUGAGACAAGAAUAAUGAAUGAAUUUCUCCAGUAUGUAAAUGUUAAUGUUAAAACAGAAGGAGCUUUUCCAUUGGGUUUGGCUCAUACUUUCUCAGGAAGGAAUGUUUAUCUUGAUUCAGAAAAAGAUGUCAAAAUUUCAUAUAAUUUGAAACCAAUUGAAGAUAAUUUUUACCCGUAUUUCCAUGCUUCAAAGAAUGUUUAUUUGAAGAAGAUCCAAUUGACAGAUGAUGGAGGCAUCGGAUAUGUUACAAACACAUCGAACAAGUUCUAUAUUGAUGAAGUCGAUGCAUCCGGUCAAUCAAUUGAGUUGAACAAUGUUGAAGUUCGAAACAUGACAAUGAUUAAAUCAUCUAUCACCGGUUUCUUCACAAAUUUUGUUGAUUCAUAUGUUACUAUGAAUGUUCCAGUCAAUAACCAAUGGUUAUCCACAUUCAACACCAAUGGAAAAUGUAACUUAAACUUGUUUUAUAUCAAUGAUGACCGUAAUCAUAUGAUUGCUAAUUCAACACAAAAUAUCUUCUGCUGUGAUGGUGGUCUUUCUGUUAAGAAACUGAAAACAGACACAGGUAAUUUACAUGUUAAAGACAAAUGCAUUGUUUUCACACCAUCUAUUUCAUCAUCUAAACUUCGACUUAUCUUAUUGAUCACAAUUCCAUGUUGUGUUCUUGUUUUAAUUGUUGUUGUUAUCUUGAUUGUUUUCAUUAGUAAGCGUUCACAUAAGAACAAAUUCGAGACAUCAACUGAAUUAACAGCAACAUUACUCUAA
Molecule: messenger RNA, 3057 nt
Organism: Trichomonas vaginalis G3
Lineage: Eukaryota; Parabasalia; Trichomonadida; Trichomonadidae
Exons: 1
Coding region: 1-3057 (1018 amino acids)
Source: RefSeq, a predicted model, not a curated record